Molecule: messenger RNA, 1171 nt
Organism: Vitis riparia (riverbank grape)
Lineage: Eukaryota; Viridiplantae; Streptophyta; Magnoliopsida; Vitales; Vitaceae
Exons: 2
Coding region: 156-614 (152 amino acids)
Source: RefSeq, a predicted model, not a curated record
AAUGGACGGUCAUUGUUGAUAUAGGAGUCCCAAGUUGUCUAGAGGACGGAUGGUUGAUGGGGUUUUAAGGAGGUUUUAAGCAGAAAAAGAGUCCACCAAAAGCUCCGCCCCUAAAAUUAUUGUGUUCAUUCCCAUUCAAGGAAUUCUGUUCUCCGAUGAACCCGAGCGAAUCUUUGAGUGCCGGAAUGUCGUCAUCGGAAUCUAAAACCCUAGACUCCAAAUCGGAAGCUUCAGAAAAUCUAACGGCAACCGAACCCUCGAAUCCUUCAAUUGAAGAAGAAAACCUAGGAGAACAGACCCAAGAAGAAGAAGAGGGAGAGGGAGAGUGCGGGUUUUGCUUGUUUAUGAAAGGAGGUGGGUGCAAGGAGAGCUUCAUUGAUUGGGAGAAGUGCAUUGAAGAAGGGGAGAACAACAAGGAAGAUAUUGUGGAGAAGUGUUUCGAGGUGACCGCCGCUCUGAAGAAGUGCAUGGAAGCGCAUUCCGAUUACUACGAGCCGGUGCUUAGAGCGGAGAAGGCAGCGGAAGAGGAAUUGGAGCGCGAAGUGGCGUCGAGGGAUUCAGAGCAAAAUAAGGAAGAUGCUAAUCCGGAGGAAGCAGUUUCAAAGGAAAAAUAAGAUUAUUUGAUUCAGAGUUUCAAAAAAUUCAUUGUCUUAGGUGGCUAGGUGAUUACUCACAGAGAUGAUCCGCAGUGGAAGAAAUUUCCGGUUUUUUGUUGUACCUUAUGGUGAUAGCCUGGGGAUUCCUGGAGGUUGAAAUUAGAACAUGAGAAUUUCGGAAUUGAGAUACCUGAGAGAUGCACAUACCUCUCAUCUACUCUGUUGGAGGCAUUGUGAGGGAUGCACCAAAAACACUAGUUUGCCAUUGAUUGAUAUUGUGGAGAAGUCUCUUGGAGGAGAUAACAUGAUCUUGCUGCAAAGUUAUCGUGUUGAUAACUACGACAUGCUGGUUAGUUUUCUUCUGAUGUGAGUGAUUUUGGUUAUUCUGAACAGAAUGAACAAUGUGCUUGGAAACUCUUUAGAGCUUGUUUGUCAGCUAAUAUUGUCACGUCCCUGUAUAAGUUAUCAUGUCAAAUCCUAUUUCUUGGCCAAGUUUGUAAGGAAUUUUAUUGAAAAUCUAUUAGUGUUCCUAAACUCUGGAUUCAGUGAUUAAUGGUAUUAUUCUUAUUUGAAAA